GUUGCGCACUGGUCAGAGUUGGCUGUCAUUAACUUCUGGAGGUGCAGAGCAAUGGACAGCAGCCAACAAUGCAUUGACAAAAGGAAUCACUAUUUUCAAGAAAGCUGUCACUGAGCUGUCUGAAGGGUCCGUCAGCGAGACGACCAAGAAUGCAGCCUUUUCGGGCGCCUUGCAUCUAGCUCAGGGCCUAUGUCUCACAGGGAGCUGGGAUGGGGCUGUCCAG
Molecule: messenger RNA, 223 nt
Organism: Perkinsus marinus ATCC 50983
Lineage: Eukaryota; Perkinsozoa; Perkinsida; Perkinsidae
Exons: 1
Source: RefSeq, a predicted model, not a curated record